CACACCGAGACGCAGCCUCGAGGGCGAGUGAGGGAGGUGUGUUUUCUGUGUUGGGGUUGGCACACCUGGGCCACGAACCAACCUUGCCUACCUUACCUACCAACCUCUACUUCACCUCUCCAUUAAUACUCGUGACACGCCUCACUUCAUUUGCGCACACCACGGCACAGCGGCUGUUUCUGAGUUCAUCUGGUCGUUGGCGUCCACGACCCCGCCUGACCUCUUCGCCGUCUGAUCAUCGAGCUGCCCCCGAAAGCCAUCAGCGUCGCUCGGUCGUGCGACCUUCCCAAAACGUUCAUUGUCGCUAUCUGCCUCCUCUCGUCGACACACUCCACUACCCCCGGCCGCUGCGCCAAAGACCCAGCCCAGAACCUCCACCGUCGCCGUCAGUCAGUGACGUGAGGCGGAGCCAACGACCAACGAGGCAUCCCGAACGCCCGACCAAAGUCACUACCAAAACAUUGUGCCACGUCGCGAGUCUCUCACUCUGCGCUGCAGCUUGCCGACAUCAUAGUUCGAAAUCAAUCGCCGUCUUCGCAAUUGGACCGCUCGUAGACUGUGGAGCGCAUAGAUUGAACAGCCCACCAUGUUUGUUCUUCCGCCUCCCCCGCGAUACCCUUCGCACGGGGGCGCUUACGGAGCCAUCGGCGCCGGCAUCGCUCCCAUGAUCGAGACAAACAACAUCCUCACCAACCCCGAGGGCCCGGAAUACCAGUUUCUGGUCGGCGAGGGCACCUACGUGCUGAAGGAAGAUCUCCACCUCGCGACACCGCCGCCUCACCCAUCCGAAGCCCCCGUCGUGAAUCCGAAUCCUCUUGCGACGAGCCCGCAGCCCGCAACCGCCGGGACCAAGCUCUCCCUCAUAAGCCUCGAUUUGCGCGCCCCGCCGCCCUUCUUCUACAAAGGUUCCUCCGCCACAACGUUAUCACUGGGAGGUGACAUACAAGAACACCCCAACGAGGGCCGAUACUCAACCGAGGCUGGGCUCAGCAGCGAUGGGGGUGGCGGCUCUCUCAGCGACGCGCCCCCGACGUCGUUGACUAUGGUGUCUGCUCCGGCGUUUGGCGACGGCAACACGGCAUUGGCACCGGCCAGUACUAAGGAAGCGGCCAAGAAGAAAGUGGCCAAACCCAAGAACAACAUGACUAAGAGCAACUCGUCGUUCAUCUCUAGAGUAAUUGUCAACGAAAGCCUGACCAAAAAACUACAGGAAAGGCCCACAGACGGUGUGUUUGCUUUUGCCAACAUCAACCGGGCGUUUCAAUGGUUGGACUUGUCGUCGCCAACAAAGGCCGACUAUUUAACCAAGAUUUUGUUCACCAAGGCUCACUGCCUCUGCCACGACGUCAAUCCAAUCACUAAGAACAUCGCACACAUUGAUGUCAUUAUGGGGUUCUCUACAGGUGAAAUUAUCUGGUGGGAGCCAGUUUCGCAACGAUACACUCGUUUGAACAAGAACGGCAUCAUCAAUGGCACGCCCGUCUCUGAGAUUAGGUGGAUUCCCGGCUCCGAGUCCCUCUUCCUAGCGGCGCACAUGGACGGUUCGCUGGUGGUGUACGACAAGGAUAAGGAGGACGCGCAGUUCUCUCCAGAGGAUGAGCUAGCAACAAAUGGAUCAACGAAUGGAGAGAGCGAUUCAACUAACGGCAUCAACCACAACCUCAAGAUCCAGAUCAAUAAGUCGGUUCACUCCAAGAAUCAGAAGGCCAACCCGGUGGCAUCAUGGAAACUGUCGAACCAGCGCAUCAAUGCAUUUGCCUUCAGCCCAGACAACCGGCACCUGGCAGUGGUCUCGGAAGAUGGCUCGCUGCGCAUCAUUGACUACUUGAAAGAAGAACUGCUUGAUCUCUACCACUCCUACUACGGCGGCUUCAUCUGCGUCACGUGGUCUCCGGAUGGCAAAUACGUGCUGACAGGAGGACAGGACGACCUGAUCUCCAUCUGGUCUGUCGUGGACUCGGCCAUCGUAGCGCGCUGCCAAGGUCACCAGUCAUGGGUGACAUCGGUGGCAUUCGACCCGUGGCGCUGCGACGACAGAAACUACCGGUUCGGCAGUGUUGGCGAGGAUUGCAGGUUGUGUUUGUGGGAUUUUAACGUUGGCAUGCUGCAUCGUCCCAAGGCGGCUUCCGUCCAUCACCGGGGCUCCGUGUCCUCACGGUUCGUCAACCCCCUGCAGCGACAAGAAACAGCGAACACUUCGGCAAGUCGGAUUCGGUCCAACUCUACGCUGUCUGGAGGCGUCGUGGACGAAGAAGGCAGCAUCGUCCACCCCGUCGAGCCUCGCGCGAGAAUCGCCAUGCUGCCCCCUGUCUCGUCCAAAGCAGUCGAUACCCACCCACUUUGCUGGCUUGAAUUCACAGAGGAAGCCAUCAUCACGAGCUGCAAGAACGGUCAUAUCCGGACGUGGAACAGGCCGAGUGACGUCCCGGUACCGACAGAGGGCGCAUCUCAACCAUCCUAGUCGACGGGUCUCCGUUUUGUUGCCGGCAUUGGAACUUGGGUGUAGGACUAGCCAAGCAAGCAUCAUUGCUCUGCACAUUUUAUCAUCUUGAACAGUGUCCA
This is a messenger RNA of Colletotrichum destructivum, 2562 nucleotides long. Its product is annotated as Putative WD40/YVTN repeat-like-containing domain superfamily. Gene Ontology annotation, molecular function: protein binding. The transcript is spliced from 8 exons. Gene Ontology annotation, cellular component: cell division site; cell tip; nucleus. Lineage: Eukaryota; Fungi; Ascomycota; Sordariomycetes; Glomerellales; Glomerellaceae. Gene Ontology annotation, biological process: carbon catabolite repression of transcription. The record is from RefSeq and is a predicted model, not a curated record. The coding region runs from base 587 to 2461 and encodes 624 amino acids.